CAGCACACUACACACAGUCACAGUCAGAACGGGAGAGAGAUCCGUGUGCGCGCUGGUGGGUGAAACUGUUCGAGCAGAUUCGCGGUCUCGAAGCUGCUGCACGCUCACAUUCUGGACAGGGGCUGCGCGAGAGCGUGUGUGUGUGUGUGUGUGUGUGUGAUGGCUGUGUGUGUAGCAGAUAAUGUAGCCAGCUAAUGGCUGCCAGGGAAAGUGAGGGAGGUGGCACAUGAAUCCUUAAAAGACAAUAUACGAAAGUGAGGAAGAGGAUGGUGAGCAGCCAGCCGAAGUACGAGCUGAUCCAGGAGGUGGGCCGCGGCAGCUACGGUGUGGUGUAUGAGGCGGCGGUAAAACGCACCGGCGCCCGCGUGGCCGUCAAGAAGAUCCGCUGCCACUCCCCGGAGAACGUGGAGCUGGCCCUCCGUGAGUUCUGGGCCCUGAGCAGCAUCCAGAGCCAGCACCCCAAUGUCAUCCACCUGGAGGAGUGUGUGCUGCAGAGGGACGAGCUAGCCCAAAGGAUGAGCCAUGGCUCCAGCUCUCCACUCUACCUGGAGUUGGUGGAGACAUCUCUGAAAGGCGAGAUCACCUUUGACCCCUGCUGUGCCUACUACCUGUGGUUCGUCAUGGACUUCUGUGAUGGUGGAGACAUGAACGCCUACCUGCUGUCCCGCAAGCCCAGCAGGAAGACCAACACCAGCUUCAUGCUCCAGCUGGGGAGCGCCCUGGCCUUCCUGCACCGCAACCAGAUCAUCCACCGCGACCUCAAGCCCGACAACAUCCUCAUCUCCCAGGGCUGCACGGCGGCCGGCUCCCCUGAGCCCACCCUCAAAGUAGCAGACUUUGGCUUGAGCAAGGUGUGCUCUACCUCGGGCCUCAACCCCGAGGAGCCGGCCAGCGUCAACAAAUGCUUCCUGUCGACGGCCUGUGGCACGGACUUCUACAUGGCGCCGGAAGUGUGGGAGGGCCACUACACGGCCAAAGCAGACAUCUUCGCCCUGGGCGUCAUCAUCUGGGCCAUGGUGGAGCGCAUCACCUUCGUGGACGUGGAGACCCAGAAGGAGCUGCUGGGCAGCUAUGUGCAGCAGGGGGAGGAGAUCGUCCCCCUGGGAGAGGCGCUGCUGGAGAACCCCAAGAUGGAGCUGCUCAUCCCAGCCAGGAAGAAGAGCAUGAACGCCGGCAUGAAGCAGCUCAUCAGAGAGAUGCUUUCGGCCAACCCGCAGGAGCGGCCCGACGCCUUCGAACUGGAGCUCAGGCUGGUCCGGAUCGCCUGCAGGGAGCUGGACUGGGACACGUGAUGGCCCUAACCCAAGGCAACGCGUGAUGGCCCUAACCCAAGGCAACGCGAUAUGGUCGUGUAACGGUCAAGCACAUACUUAAAAGCCACUAUGGGCUCAAGUGGCCACUCAAUGGGAACUUUUUGGAAAGGGAACAAAUGUAUAAUGUGGUCGUUCUUUGCAAUGUGACUUUUACCCCUUGGAGGUGGUUGGUGUGUUGGUUUGCAUUCAGUAAUAGCAAAGCUGUUCAUGAGCACAUACGCUAGCUGUCUCUGCAGGUAUGACUUUCUCAGACUUCCAUCUUGGCUCCCCCCUCCAGCUUUUGGUCUCCAAAACCUCAGGUUCCAUUUGGUUAAACAACAACAAAAAAUUAUGCCGGAGCACUUUUUUGUAGUCGUCAUCUGGCCCCUCUUUUCUCUGUGUAUGGUUGUUUGUCUGCAUAUUCCACCUCAAACUCGGUGCUAAACUCAAGAUGCAAUAUGUGAGACAAGGAGACGACUUUCUGUAAUGUCAUCCCGUAUUUAGGCUCCCAAGGCCAAUAAUACACAAGCCACCUCUAUGAUCGUAAACUGUGUAGGAUUACCAGGUGUUUUGUUGUCCAGUAUCCUGUUUCAAGGCUGUGUCUCCUCCUAUCAUUACACAGACACUGGUAAACCUUCCUUUUGGUUUCUUAUAUAGAGAACUACAAGACAAAUUGAAUUGGUGAGUGCAGAACACUGUGUCUGAUCAAAACUACAUUGAAUGUCGGAAUUGUCCUGUUUGUGUUAAAAAAAGCUGAUUCUA
Molecule: messenger RNA, 2054 nt
Organism: Osmerus eperlanus (European smelt)
Lineage: Eukaryota; Metazoa; Chordata; Actinopteri; Osmeriformes; Osmeridae
Gene: pdik1l
Product: PDLIM1 interacting kinase 1 like
Exons: 3
Coding region: 267-1292 (341 amino acids)
Biological process (GO): protein phosphorylation
Cellular component (GO): cytoplasm; nucleus
Molecular function (GO): protein kinase activity; ATP binding
Source: RefSeq, a predicted model, not a curated record